Micropterus dolomieu (smallmouth bass) is the source of this 843-nucleotide messenger RNA. Its product is annotated as myeloid-associated differentiation marker-like protein 2. The record is from RefSeq and is a predicted model, not a curated record. Gene Ontology annotation, cellular component: membrane. Lineage: Eukaryota; Metazoa; Chordata; Actinopteri; Centrarchiformes; Centrarchidae. The transcript has a single exon. Bases 1 to 843 code for a protein of 280 amino acids.
AUGUGUGGCCCAUUCAAGGGCUGUCAGGGCAUUUUGCGCCUCCUGGAAAUAAUCUUCAGUGCUUUACCUCUCAUCAUUGUCAUCUUCAGAGGCAGGAUGGUGAGUCCCUGGGGUGUCUGGUGUGAGUUUGUCUGGGUUUUCUGCAUCACUGUGCCCCUGGUCGUGAGCGUGGUGGAGUCCAAACUGUGGCACAUCCUCCUGGCUGCCUUCCUCCCCAACUGGGCUGACCUAACCUGUGGGCUGACCACCCUGUGUGCUGUGAUGAUCACCUCAGCCACAGUUAUCUUUGCAGCCGUUUUUGUCUGCCUCUCCUGCAUCGUCAACAUCUUGUGCUUCAUCUUCUCCCUGGCUGCCACAGUUGUCUUCCUGAUUGACGCUGUAAUGCAAAAAAAGUUGUUUCCAAGCGGCUACCUAUCCAGCCUGAGAGGAGGUCUCCGCACAGCAGAGGCCUUUAUGGCUUGUAUUAUUCUCACUGCCGCCACUGACCACUUUGUAAGUGGUGAAUGGGCCUUUCGCCCUUUUGGGAUGAUAUGCAGCAUCAUUGCGUUUGCUGUUUGCCUACUGGUCACAGUGGUCAUUAUAGUUCUCCAUCUGCUCAAGCUGCUGCAGUGUCUACUCUCAUUCAAUCUGAAUAUAAUGGAGCUUGUGUUCAACAUUGUGGCAGUGGUGCUGUAUCUGCUCGCUGUCAUCCUUUGGUCCACCUUUGGAUACAAACGCAAAACGUACAAUCCUUACAUCUGUGGCAAGUGUUCAUUUGUAGACAUGAAUACUGUUAACAUCGGAGCCAUUGUCAAUCUUGUCUUUUACAUUGUGGACCUGGUUUUAGCCAUUAAAUCUGGCUAG